This is a messenger RNA of Lontra canadensis (Northern American river otter), 2100 nucleotides long. RefSeq names its product ankyrin repeat domain 65 (gene ANKRD65). The record is from RefSeq and is a predicted model, not a curated record. Bases 427 to 1977 code for a protein of 516 amino acids. Gene Ontology annotation, molecular function: protein binding. The transcript is spliced from 6 exons. Lineage: Eukaryota; Metazoa; Chordata; Mammalia; Carnivora; Mustelidae.
UUCCCAGCAGUAGUCAGAUGGCAGGACCUGGGUGCCCAGGUCAGACUCCCACCCAGAGCCCAGCAACCAUGGUGGACCCAGAUGGAGGACAGCGCCCUGGCCCAGGUCGUGACUCUGACAACGGCCCCAUCAGCGGCUGCUGUAUUGAGGUGGCCACACACCACACUUCCCAGCCUUCGUCCCUGCUGGUGCUCUCAUCCCAAGCCUGGCCUCCCUCAGCCUCAGUAAAACAGGGGCAACACUGGGUGCCUAGAAUGUGGGGCUGCUGAGAGGCCACGUGAGCAAUGCACAUGAACCGCUUAGUGGAGGACCCAGCAUACAGUAGGUGCUCAAUAACAGAGGCUACAAAUACAAGCAUCCUUUGUGUUGGAGUCUCAUCCAUCCUGAAGACAGAGAGAGCAUGCAUUCCAUUAUUUCAACAGACACAUGUGGAUGGUGGAUGGCAGCGGUCGUGCACGUCGGGGCGAAGGCAUGAAGCCUAAGGCAGGCCCCGGUGAGGAGAUGGACUCCAGGAGCUCCCAGCCAGGGGAGCAAGAUGUGACAGAGGCAGGGGCUGCCCAGGAACUUCGGUGGGUGGAGCUGGGCUCCGAGGGCUCCGAGGGCUCCGAGGAGGCCCUGGGAGCCAGGACAGAAGGUCCCAGGGCUCCGCAAGCCGGGGGGCGCCUGCUGCAAGCCGUGUGGUGGGGUCAUCUCGGCCUGGCAACAAAGCUACUGCGUCAAGGGGCCAGUGUGGAGGAGAGGGACCACACGGGCAGGACCCCGCUCCACCUGGCCGUGCUGCGCGGCCACGUGCCCCUGGUGCGUCUCCUGCUGCGGCGCGGGGCGGCGGUGGCAGCUGCCGACCGAGCCGGGCGCACACCUCUCCACGAGGCCGCCUGGCACGGGCACUCGCGGGUGGCCGAGCUCCUUCUGCGGCGCGGGGCCCCCGCGGCGGCGCUCUCGGGGGCCGGCCUCACGCCGCUGCACUGGGCCGCGGCGCUGGGCCGCACUCUGCUGGCGGGGCGCCUGCUGGACGCGUCGGGACCCGGCCCCGCGGCGGCGGACGCGCGCGGCUGGACGGCGGCGCACUGGGCGGCGGCGGGCGGCCGGCUGCCGGUGCUGGAGCUGCUGGCGGCGGAGGGCGCGAGCCUGGACGGGGCCCUGACCGUGGCGGCCGCGGCGGGGCGCACGGCUGCGCUCCGCCUCCUCCUGGCGCGCGGGGCCCGGGUGGACGCCCGGGACGUUGUGGGGACCGCAGCGCUCGGCGUAGCGGCGAGCCUGGGCCGCAGGCAGGACAUGGAGGUGCUGCUUGACCACGGGGCAGACCCCAGCCUCAAGGACAGGCACAGUCGCUCUGCACUCCACAGGGCUGCUGCCGGGGGACACCUGCCCGCUGUCCAGCUGCUAGCAGCCUGGGGAGCAGAAGUGGAUGCUCGCGACUUGCUGGGCCUCACACCCCUACACCACGCUGCUCGGGGAGGCCACGCAGAGGUCGCCAGCCACCUCCUAGACAGGGGAGCGCAGGUCAAUGCUGCUGGAUGGCUCCACAAGACCCCCCUUCACCUUGCCCUGGAGCAUGGCCACGGCCCCACUGCAGAGCUUUUGCUGAGCCGAGGGGCUAGCCCCACCCUGAGGACACGAUGGGGUGAAGUGGUCCAGGACCUGCUGUCCGAGGGAGCCUGCCCCAGGCACUGCCCACCCUUUGCAGAGAGCAGGAGUGGGAGGGGCACAGAGCCCCAGAGGCCCCCAGCUGGACAGAAGUCUUCCGGCUCCCAGAGUCUUCGGUGUGCACCAGUUCCUCUCUUCUGGACCGAGCCUGCCUGCCUCCCUGAGGGGAGGACAGCAGAGGGGUUCCCAGAAGAGAAGGGGGGCAGUGACUUGAGCUCCGCUAAUGGACCUGGGACUGCUCCGCAGCCCCCUGGGAUCACGUCUCCCCUGCAGCUGCAGCCUCCUCCACACUCUGCUUUAGUAGAGACUGAGUCGUGGCAACAGAUUUGACUGAAACCUGACAGUCUCCUGUGUCCACCAUGGGGUUGUCACCCUCAGCUGUUCUCGCUGUGACAUGGGGACGUUCUUACUGUGUUUCCUUCAUUAUAUCUGGUAUUUGCCUGUUGGCACCCA